UAGAGUUGGAUACAAACAUAAUGCAGGACAACUGGAUGUGUGGAACCACCAGUUUUCUCCACCUGUGCAGGUUAAUCCUUGCUCAUGCUCAGAACACUGGGUUUCUGCAGAAAGGGCUGCAUGUCUACACAUGUUGCAGCACCUAUGCGCACACAUCUGAAUGGCAUGACUGUGCGUUUCAGAUGGGCUGUGGUGUUUGCCUCUGCACUUCAGUGGAAUGGAACAAACAGAUUCCUGAAAAUGGUCUCAUAAAGUUCCACCAGGUGAGAAGAGUGAUGACCAUCCUUUUCCUUACUAUGGUUAUUUCAUACUUCGGUUGCAUGAAGGCUGCCCCCAUGAAAGAAGCAAACCUCCGAGGACAAGGCAGCUUGGCCUACCCAGGUGUGCGGACCCAUGGGACUCUGGAGAGCGUCAAUGGGCCCCCAGCAGGUUCACGAGGCCUGACGUCAUUGGCUGACACCUUCGAACACGUGAUCGAAGAGCUGUUGGAUGAGGACCAGAAAAUCCCACCCAAGGAAGAGAACAAUAAGGACGCGGACUUGUAUACUUCCAGAGUGAUGCUCAGUAGUCAAGUGCCUUUGGAGCCUCCUCUUCUCUUUCUGCUUGAGGAAUACAAAAAUUACCUGGAUGCUGCAAAUAUGUCCAUGAGGGUCCGGCGCCACUCUGACCCUGCCCGCCGCGGGGAACUGAGUGUGUGUGACAGUAUUAGCGAGUGGGUGACCGCGGCAGACAAAAAGACGGCAGUGGACAUGUCGGGUGGGACUGUCACAGUCCUGGAGAAAGUCCCUGUAUCCAAAGGCCAACUGAAGCAAUACUUCUACGAGACCAAGUGCAAUCCCAUGGGGUACACGAAAGAAGGCUGCAGGGGCAUAGACAAAAGGCACUGGAACUCUCAAUGCCGAACUACCCAGUCGUACGUGCGGGCCCUCACCAUGGAUAGCAAAAAGCGCAUUGGCUGGCGGUUCAUAAGGAUAGACACUUCCUGUGUAUGUACGUUGACCAUUAAAAGGGGAAGAUAGUGGAUUUAUGUUGUAUAGAUUAUAUUGAGACGAAAAUUAUCUAUUUGUAUAUAUACAUAACAGGGUAAAUUAUUCAGUUAAGAAAAAAUAAUUUUAUGAACUGCAUGUAUAAAUGAAGUUUAUACAGUACAGUGGUUCUACAACCUAUUUAUUGGACAUAUCCAUGACCAGAUCGGAAACAGUCAUCAGCGCACAACUUAAAAAAAAAAACAAACAAAAAAAGUCUGCAUUACAUUCCUCGAUAAUGUUGUGGUUUGUUGCCAAGAAUUGAAAACUUUAAAAAGUCUAAAAAAAUGAUAAUAAUAAAUUGCAUGCUGCUUUAAUUGUGAAUUGAUAAUAAACUGUCCUCUUUCAGAAAACAGA
Messenger RNA from Perognathus longimembris pacificus (Pacific pocket mouse), 1382 nucleotides. It is a transcript of the gene Bdnf, whose product is annotated as brain derived neurotrophic factor. Gene Ontology annotation, molecular function: growth factor activity; nerve growth factor receptor binding. The record is from RefSeq and is a predicted model, not a curated record. Lineage: Eukaryota; Metazoa; Chordata; Mammalia; Rodentia; Heteromyidae. Gene Ontology annotation, biological process: memory; negative regulation of neuron apoptotic process; positive regulation of collateral sprouting. The transcript is spliced from 2 exons. The coding region runs from base 21 to 1019 and encodes 332 amino acids.